CGGAAGUGAGGUAGUCGCGUUAUUGUCAUUAUGGAGGGGUCCGCAGCAGACGGCGUGUUAGCGCCUUUACCUGGACGAUGUGCUUUUUAUGUGGUAAAAAAGAAGCGAUACUGCAAGAUGAUUGUUGGAAGUGGGAAAACCUUCUGCGGGGAACAUGCUAAUGCUGGUGAAGAGAGUGAUAAAAAACGAAUACCCUGUCCUUUGGACCCCAAACACACUGUAUUUGAAGAUAAUUUGGCGAAACACCUGAAGAAAUGUAACUCUAAGGAGAAACCAAAACCUAUUUAUUACGUGAAAGACAUCAAUGCUGGUUCUGCAAGUGAAGAUGAAACCAUAGAGGAGAUAACCAUCGCCGAACGAUUUAAAGAGGAACUGGAUGAGCUGAUUGUGAAACUCAAAACUGCACUGAAAGGUAUGGAUUCGUACAUGUUUACCCGUUCCCUCAGGACUAGAUACCAAAAUGAGCCUCUAAAUGACCCAAAGAAUGGAGAUUCUGCCUUUAAACACCUCGAGCAACAGGCUUCGAUUCUUGGAAACAUGGAGGUUUUGGAACUGCUCUGCCCAAACAGAUGCUACAUUUGUUUGGAGUUUGGAGCAGGGAAGGGAAAACUGUCCCACUGGAUUCACAUCGCUCUUAAAGCAGCUGUAAAUGUGCAUUUUUUACUUGUGGAAAGGUCCAGUACUCGCUUUAAGGUAGAUGGCAAGCACAAAAAUGCAGGCUCAACUUUCGAUAGGCUUCAGGUUGAUAUUCAGCACCUUGAUUUACGGAAUGUCCCUCUUCUGAGAGAAAAAGGACUUACUGUUAUUGGUGUUGGGAAGCACCUGUGUGGUGCAGCAACUGAUCUGGCCCUUCGGUGUUUAUUUGAGCACAACUGCUCCGACGAAGAUGAUGAACCUCCAACCAAGCGUUUAAAACCCCAUCAGAAUGAGGGUGCUUGUGAUAAGCCUGUUCCCUCAACCGAAGGCAGGGAAACUGGUAAGAAGCUCAUAGUGUCAGGACUGCCUAUCGCUCUUUGCUGCCACCACCGUUGUGACUGGAGACACUACGUGGGAAAAGAGUUCUUCAGGCAGAAAGGUCUUGGACCGGAAGAGUUUGUGGCCUUUCAGCGCAUGUCGAGCUGGGCCACAUGUGGGAUGAGAAAAUUUGCCUCCAAGAUAACAGAAAAAACAAGCGAACAUAAAAGAGAUGGAGAGGAAGAACAUGAGAUGAGCGAGGAAGCUUUACCAGAUACCCUCAAAGGUUUGAUGUCAGUUGAAGAUCGGGAACAGAUCGGACGGCUUUGUAAACGUCUGAUUGACCAUGGCAGAUUGUAUUAUCUCCAGCAAAAAGGCUUUAAAACUAGCCUGAAAUACUACACAAGCAGAGACGUUUCAUUGGAGAAUGUGUUACUCACUGCCGUUCUCACAUCCAUUUAAAGUAGAAAUCUCAACAGCAUUUUAAAAACAAACAAACAAGUGCAGGACACAUAUGCUUCAUUUUAUUUCAUCAGUGUUUAUAGAUUUUUGAUUUUAGCUCAUCCACAAACAUUAGUUACGACAUACUAGCAGGAAGCAGCAACUCCAACAAACAGCAUAAAAGACAAAUUACAUUUAAAAGACGAGAAGUGCUCUUCAUAGAACUUGGCAUGAUGGACCGGAAGAUCAAGCCUGAAGGCGGACGAGCAGACAGAAGCCAGCAUGUUAAUUACAAAGACGAUGCUGUCUCUGACACGCCAUCCAACGUCACAUUUAGCACUGAUGCGAAAGUUUGGGAUCCUGCAAGAAACGUUAAAUGCAGAAAUUGGUCGUUAAUAGGCAUUCAAGGCUUUAAUUUCUUGUCUGUUUUAUUUAUGCAACAUUUUAUCAUAAAGUUCUGCUAACAGUU
Messenger RNA from Cyprinus carpio (common carp), 1864 nucleotides. It is a transcript of the gene trmt13, whose product is annotated as tRNA:m(4)X modification enzyme TRM13 homolog. The transcript is spliced from 11 exons. Bases 31 to 1416 code for a protein of 461 amino acids. The record is from RefSeq and is a predicted model, not a curated record. Gene Ontology annotation, biological process: tRNA methylation. NCBI's taxonomy places the organism in Eukaryota, Metazoa, Chordata, Actinopteri, Cypriniformes, Cyprinidae.